Molecule: messenger RNA, 1303 nt
Organism: Rhagoletis zephyria (snowberry fruit fly)
Lineage: Eukaryota; Metazoa; Arthropoda; Insecta; Diptera; Tephritidae
Source: RefSeq, a predicted model, not a curated record
CAACGCAACCAAAUUAAAAGUUCAAAAGAAGAACCUACGCGACCAUUUUAAAAUUCGCGCUCUAGAGCGGUACAUGGUCAAUACUAAACGACAUUUGAAUGUCUUCAAUGAACGAGUGGAAAAGUGCAUCAAAGAAAACGAUGGCGUUUUUCCCGAUGUGAAGGACAUGAUUUCUCCAUUUGUUCUUGACGUCCUUGGAGAAAAUCUUUUCAGCACUGAAUUCAACUCACAGAAAGUGGGCGAGCCAAAGUUUGUGCAAAUGGUGCACACUCUACUUGAGAUCUCAUACCGGGCUUUUCUUCACCCGUGGACGUACUUCUUUUCAAAUGCACCACUGCGUUAUCUGGUCAACUUUGCCACCAUCAAGAAUGCCUUUAGGCCAAUACUGUACUUUAAGAAAAGUUGCAUCAAGGUGGUCAAAGAUCGAUAUGCAAUGAUGGUGAGUGAACAGAAGUUGGCUGAUGAUGAUGAAGCGCCAGCGAAGAAAGCGGAAAAAUCAGCAGCCAACACGUCACUGCUCGAUAUGAUGAUUGCUGAACGAGUGGUGCAGUCAAAGCUGACACGAGUGAGCGAGAUUGACCGACAGAUUAGCACCUUUGUCAUUGCUGGUCACGACACAACAACCAGCUCGUUAACAUGGUCACUGUACCUGCUCGGUCACCACCAGGAGGUGCAGACAAAACUUCGCCAAGAGAUUGACGCAUUCACCGACGAGCUUCGAGCUUCUAGUGAAAGCCUCACUUUGCUGAACAUCAAGAAGCUCAAGUACCUGGAUUGUGUUAUCAAGGAAUCACUGCGUCUCUACCCCAGUGGGCCUUUUAUUGGCCGACGAGGUCGUCAGCCAGUGGCCAUCAACGAUCAGGUGACACUGCCGGCAAACAUCAACGUCAUCAUCUUCAUCAACUACAUGCACACACGGGAGGAGUACUUCAGACAGCCACAUCGCUUCUACCCAGAGAGGUUUCUCCCGGAGAAACAACUCGAGGACGCUGAUCCACUGAGGCAGCAGUCACAAGACGGUAGUGUCUGGGCAAACAAUUCGGCGCUGAUGCCUUUCUCCGCCGGUCUGAGGGUCUGCAUUGGAAAAGAGUACGGCAUUGUCCAGCAGAAACUCUUCCUCAUCAACCUCCUCAGCAAGUACACCUUCAAGGCGAUGGACACCUUUGGAGAGGCAAAACCAAAACGUUUCUUUCUCCUUUCUUCGGCGCACUUUCCCAUCAAAUUUCAACCGCGCAGUGACAUCCGUCCACAGGUGGUUGUGCUUAAUGGAAACGGCACCAGCAAGGCUGGUGAGGUGGCCUGA